Molecule: messenger RNA, 501 nt
Organism: Lactuca virosa
Lineage: Eukaryota; Viridiplantae; Streptophyta; Magnoliopsida; Asterales; Asteraceae
Source: the annotation of a GenBank genome assembly
AUGAGGAAGUUAUGGCUUGGUAAAUUCCUUCUCUUCUUCACUUUUGCAACCACAAACCUCACUUCUGGUUGCUACGAACAUGAGAGGGGAGUUCUUCUCCGAUUCAAACGCAGCCUUGUAUCAGACCCUUCUGGUCGACUGUCAUCUUGGAAUGGAAACAACUGCUGCCAAUGGCAAGGGGUUGGCUGUGAUAAUGCAACCGGACAUGUAACUACGCUUGACCUUGGAAGCCCUUAUUUGGGUUAUGCCGAGAUGUUAAGGGUAAAUAAGUUGAAGUCCUCUUUGGCCGAGCUAACACAACUCAGGGCUUCAAUUAAUCGGGUUAACUCACGAUUUCUAGCUCCAUCUCGGGAAAAAAGUGGUUUUUGUAGUUUUGUCUUUGGGUUUACUGUACGGGUGAGUGUACCGGUGAAGACCAAUUUUUUCGGCAACAUAUUCGUUGAUUUCCGCCACUACAGGUUCUAUUUAAUCCAAUUUAUUAUGAAAUUUGAGUUUAAUUGA